Messenger RNA from Pieris brassicae (large cabbage white), 1762 nucleotides. RefSeq names its product SPRY domain-containing SOCS box protein 3-like. Gene Ontology annotation, molecular function: protein binding. Bases 239 to 1180 code for a protein of 313 amino acids. The record is from RefSeq and is a predicted model, not a curated record. Lineage: Eukaryota; Metazoa; Arthropoda; Insecta; Lepidoptera; Pieridae. The transcript has 6 exons. Gene Ontology annotation, biological process: proteasome-mediated ubiquitin-dependent protein catabolic process. Gene Ontology annotation, cellular component: SCF ubiquitin ligase complex.
CCUUGUACGAGUGGGUGUUUGGUUUUGACAAUUAACAUAAUUUUUAUUUCUUAGUAAAUUUUUAGUUUCUCUUUUGCUUCAGUGCUUUGUAGUUUGUAAUUUGUGUCUCAAUGUUAUUUUAUUAAACUAUACACAGCAGCCAACUUAAAUAUUAAAGGCGAGGUGGCGGUUCAAUUAAAAUAUUUAUUGUAAUUAUAUUUUUUUUCCCAAGUUGUUAGUUACUGUUGUGCGAGUUACAAUGCUUGUCUCACAGUUUAAUUCACGAUCUUGGCACAAAGACAGUCGUCAAGCGAAGCCCUACUGCCAGUGCUGGAAUAAGAAAUCACCAGUAUCGUGGACUCAGUUAGGUGCUUGUGUAUGUGGCGAGGAAAAUGAUGUGAGUGAAUGGAAAUGGGAACAGCCAACAGAAACUGGAACUAGUUGGGUUGUGUUAAGUGAGGAUAAGAAGCAGGUGACAUUCCAUCCCUUCUACAGUUCCGGCACUGCUGCAGCUAAGGGUGAUACACCUUUGUUACUUAACCAGCACUAUUACUGGGAAAUCAAAAUACUGACUGACACAUAUGGCACAGAUAUUAUGGUUGGAGUAGGUACAAAUAAAGUCAACCCAACGAAUGUUCAAUUUGAAUUCACAUCUCUAUUGGGACAAGAUUCAGAGUCGUAUGGUCUAUCAUAUACGGGAGCUAUUAGACAUAAUGCAAUGAUCUCUAAGGAUUCAGUUGGAUUCUGUAAAGGCAGUAUUGUUGGAGUUCGAGUUGAUAUGUGGAGAGGAACUUUAGAAUUUUAUUUAAAUAGGAAAGCACAGGGAAUUUCAUUUUACAAUCUACGCCGUCACCAAGCACUAUAUCCAAUAAUCUGUUCCACCGCUGCACAAUCGUCCAUGCGCUUGAUAUAUGCAGCGUCAUGGCGCGCUUCAUUGCUCGUAGACUCGGCUAAGAUUCUCGCCUCAUCGAUAAAACGGGAAACGAUACCACCUGGAUUACGAUAUAUGGUCGGAUCACAGUUCUGGUUGACUCUGCCUACGGGUGAUGGUUCUGAUGUAAGUGAUGAUGAAGAGCAGUCAAGUUCCGUUGAGAAGGGACAAGUCAAGUGGGAGCCAAAUGUGACCCUGUCAUCCGGCAUGAAAAGGCAUCAUUGGCAGACAGAACCACUCAAAGCUAUUGCGCUACGAACCAGCAAUUGACGAUACAUUGUUAAAAAUAGAUUGCUUUAAACAAACGCAAGCAAUACAUUUUAUAUAGAGACAUCGUAUUAUUUAUAUAUAACUAACGUGAAUAUGAGCUAUUUACCACAUAUUUGACAGUAAAACUUUUGAAAAUACAUGAAAAAGUUUAGAUGACUGUAUUUAUUUACUUUUCGAUAUCUGAUCAGUCUGUAAAUUGGAUGUAAUUAUUUAGAUCAAUGUAACAGUAACAAAUAUAUAUUUUAAUAUAAAGACGAAACCUUGGGAGGUUUUAGUAAUGUAAGGAAGACUAAUGCACGAAUACACAAGCUCCAAGGGGCAUCCAAAUGUAACAGUUAAAAGACUUUAAAGACGCUGCUUAGUUGUAUAGUAAUACAGAUUUCUGAUUGACUCAAUUUGUGAUUUCACCUAACAACAAAACAUUCGAUGUAACUAUAUCCAUAUCCGGUGUUAAGUUAUUGUAAUCGAUGUUGUUACAGCUUACUAGAUAAAUAUACUGUUUUAUGAGGUAAUUACGAAUGAAUUUUGUGUGUUCGGACAUAUUACGUAAACUAGUUUUAAGGAAUAAAGUCUGUGAUAUAA